AGGAGGGUGGUGCGGGAGGCUGAGCAGUGGGCCCGGGCUGGCCUUGACCAAUCGGAGCUCGACAGCAGCCAGCACCCAGCCAGACCACACUCUCUCGCCUCGCGGCGUCUCCCCUCCUCCCCUCCCUCACCACCGAUCGAUCCCUCUUCCUCUCCUCCCUUCCCCUUCCCUUUAAAGCUAGCCAGCUAGCUAGCCACCUACCUGCCUCGCCUCACCUCACCGGCGGCGACCCACCCGCCGUCCGUCCAUCUUUCACUAGCUGCUGCUGCUGCUGCAUCAGGAGGCGGCCGGAUCGGAGGGGGACGACGACGGACAAGUUAAGAAUAAGAAGAAGAAGAAGAGAGGGAUCCGUCGAUCGAUCGAUCGAUCGACCAAGGCAGCAAGCAAAGACGAGAUGGGGCGCGGCAAGGUGCAGCUGAAGCGGAUAGAGAACAAGAUAAACCGGCAGGUGACCUUCUCCAAGCGCCGCAACGGCCUCCUCAAGAAGGCGCACGAGAUCUCCGUCCUCUGCGAUGCCGAGGUCGCCGUCAUCGUCUUCUCCCCCAAGGGGAAGCUCUACGAGUACGCCACCGACUCCCGCAUGGACAAAAUUCUUGAACGUUAUGAGCGCUAUUCCUAUGCUGAAAAGGCUCUUAUUUCAGCUGAAUCUGAAAGUGAGGGAAAUUGGUGCCAUGAAUACAGGAAGCUGAAGGCCAAAAUUGAGACCAUACAAAAAUGCCACAAGCACCUGAUGGGAGAGGAUCUAGAGUCUCUGAAUCUCAAAGAACUCCAACAACUAGAGCAGCAGCUGGAGAGCUCAUUGAAGCACAUCAGAUCAAGAAAGAGCCACCUUAUGGUCGAGUCCAUUUCUGAGUUACAGAAGAAGGAGAGAUCACUGCAGGAGGAGAACAAGGCUCUACAGAAGGAACUUGCCGAGAGGCAGAAGGCGGCCGCCAGCAGGCAGCAGCAGCAGGUGCAGUGGGACCAGCAGACCCAGCAGGCCCAGGCCCAGACAAGCUCAUCAUCUUCCUCCUUCCUGAUGAGGCAGGAUCCACAGGCGCUGCCGCCUCCACAAAACAUCCGGUUCCCACCGGUGACGAUAGGGGAGAGAGGCGAAGAGGCCGCUGCAGCGGCACAGCAGCAGCAGCAGCAGCCAGGGCAGGCACAGCCGCAACUUCGCAUCGGUGGCCUGCCGCCAUGGAUGAUCAGCCACCUCAAUGCUUGAGCAGGCGACAACACGUCGACCUCGACCACCACAACCACCACCACCACACCAUGAUUAAUUGCCGUGCCUAUCCAUCGAUUGCGAGCAUCCUCACCUGCAAAAGUGGUUGCUCACCGUUGGUUGAAUCCUAGCAUAAGUUCAUGGCAGCGAUUAAGCUAAACUAUUGUUAUGUUUGCAAGAAGAAGGGUAACCACUGUAUAAUCUCUUGUCCAGCAUGUACGUACCAACUGAUGCAUGCCCCUAUAUGCCUGUAUUAUCGGCCAAGUUACCCCAUGAAUCUAGUGCUUUUGUUGAAACUAAAGGGUGCAGAUCAAACAUGGUUUAUGUAAAUAGUUUUAAUUAUUAUUAGGAUUAUUACUACUGCUGCUACCUCUGCCAGUAAGUAAGUAAGUAAGUAAAAUUAAUGGGACAAUGAAUAAAGCCGUCCUUAAUUGCGCUGC
Setaria italica (foxtail millet) is the source of this 1644-nucleotide messenger RNA. It is a transcript of the gene FUL2, whose product is annotated as MADS-box transcription factor 15. The transcript is spliced from 8 exons. Gene Ontology annotation, molecular function: protein dimerization activity; RNA polymerase II cis-regulatory region sequence-specific DNA binding; DNA-binding transcription factor activity, RNA polymerase II-specific. Gene Ontology annotation, cellular component: nucleus. The record is from RefSeq and is a predicted model, not a curated record. Lineage: Eukaryota; Viridiplantae; Streptophyta; Magnoliopsida; Poales; Poaceae. Gene Ontology annotation, biological process: positive regulation of transcription by RNA polymerase II. Bases 395 to 1204 code for a protein of 269 amino acids.